Messenger RNA from Symbiodinium sp. CCMP2456, 360 nucleotides. The record is from the annotation of a GenBank genome assembly. NCBI's taxonomy places the organism in Eukaryota, Dinophyceae, Suessiales, Symbiodiniaceae.
GUGUGGACUUGUGGGCCACAGGCUGCAGCUUCGCAGAGUUGAUCUCAGUGGCCGCGGAUGCCCUGUUCCCCGGGGGCAGCGACCUGGAGCAGCUGUGUCUCAUUUUCCAGGCGCUCGGAACGCCUGAUGAGGAAGACUGGCCGGAGAUACGACAUCUUCCGGACUAUUCCAAAGUUUCUUUCAAAACGAAACCGCCCAAUCGACCAGACUUGUCUCCAGCGGCAUCGGCCGACGCCCAAGAUUUGCUGUGGUCAUUUCUGCGCCUCAACCCGCGCCAUCGACUGAGCGCACGGGAGGCACUAGGUCACCAGUUCUUCCUCGGCGGUGCCCCAGCUGUGCCGGCACCGGCGAUCGUCGCAG